Halteromyces radiatus is the source of this 1152-nucleotide messenger RNA. RefSeq lists its product as uncharacterized. The transcript has 5 exons. Gene Ontology annotation, molecular function: chromatin binding. Gene Ontology annotation, cellular component: Scc2-Scc4 cohesin loading complex. Gene Ontology annotation, biological process: regulation of gene expression; establishment of mitotic sister chromatid cohesion; replication-born double-strand break repair via sister chromatid exchange. Bases 1 to 1152 code for a protein of 383 amino acids. Lineage: Eukaryota; Fungi; Mucoromycota; Mucoromycetes; Mucorales; Cunninghamellaceae. The record is from RefSeq and is a predicted model, not a curated record.
AUGAUCAAGCCAACUUUACCCUACCGCCUACAACUAUGUCUCCGGUUUAUGACACUUUUAUCAAAACUGACAACCACAGAGAAAACUCUCUCUUUCUUGGAUUCAUCACAACUGGGAAGCGUCACAAAAGCAAUCGAACAAACGGUACAUGCCAUUAUAGAGUUAGAUCCUAUCGCAGUUUAUGUCACUACUGUACGAAGCCUGGAAGUUUCUUCGACGACUACAUCCUCUCCUUCUUCAACGUCAAACGAAGCUCAACGACAAUUCUUGGAAAUUCUGACUUGUAUUUGUGAUGGUCUUGAUAUUGUUUCAAAAUUAUUUGGUUUGAUAUCUACUGGUGUUCUAGAAACAAAGAUGAUCUAUGAAGAUUUGAUACUGACCUGUCUACAAAUGAUAAAAAAUCAACUCGACAAUACUAUAUACCCGUUGAUUGAGGUGAACGAUUGUACGGAUGAAAUAACAGGCGCGAUCGGUGAUGCUCAAUUACUUUUAUCUUUUGCCAAUUCAAAUUCCAAAGCCAAACAUAUCAUGUCUCGUUUCCUACCUUUGAUUUCUCGGAUUAUACGACGAACGCAUUGUUUGGUUCAAAAAGACGACACGGAUGAGCAUGCAGUGAUUGUUCUCGCUUAUAUCAGUAUGGGAUCAUUCUUCCACGAUUACAACAAUAAAGUAACAACAAUCACAACAACUUCUGAACCUAUUUAUACCAACAUCACAUACUAUAUGUCUGCACUCAAUACGUAUGAACAUCUCAAAUUGGUGUCGUUGGAUAUGUUACGCAACGUAUUUGGUCACUUUCCUCGACAUCGACGUUGGAUUCUCGAAGAAAUUCUUACAAGUAUUGGAUCACUGACCACCGUUGAUUAUCGAGAUAACAAACGAUACAGUGGCAACGACAAGAUUCAUAUUCUUAGUGCGUUAUUUAUGCAACUCAUUCAAUGUUGUGAUUAUAGUCUAGAUGGUUCUAUACAAGUUCAACGCACUUGGUUGAAGAAAUGGGAACUCAAGGUUCAAAAGGUUGAGAAAGAUAUUGUCAAACGCAAGGAAUUGGAUCAAGCAUUGACAAAUAGGGCCGCUGGUGUUUGGAAAAAGGGGAUUGAAAGUGCGGUACAAAAUACAACCUACUUUUUAGAAUUUUUGAUGAGCAAGUAA